AAAAGUCAAGGUGGUCAACAUGGAUAAAACGACUAUAACCGAAAAUAGGGUCGUUGUAGCAAGAUCUUCUAGUACGUUGGAUUCAUAAGUUCCUAGUGAUGCAAAUGUCAGUAAUUUUUCUAUCGAGGAAUGUCAGGUAUUGAUGUCAAGAAGAACUAGUUGUAUCACCAUCUAUUCUGAUAAACCAACAAGAAAUAUCCGUAACCAAUCGGUCAAGCAACUGGCUGCUCUACCGAACAGCGCAUCCGUAUAACGUCGAGAUAAACUACUUCAACACCGCGGGAUGCAAGCCGAAUCCAAAGAGCUGACGGAGAACAAUGAUUUAAGAAUUAGAAGUUCAAGUAUGAGUUUCAGUUCAUCAUUAAAUAUUGUGAUUUGGCAUGUAAAUGAGAAGUAGGACCACGGCAACCACUGUAUCAGGUUUUCUAAGAAAGCUCUUGCUCACAUCCACAAAUUAGUAGUCGCUGUCAUACUCUCUGGCCAUUUUUCAAGAGACACGCGAGACCACGACAGAUUGAAGAAGAUUAUAAUUCACUUGUUGCAUGGCUGAACUUCCUCUUUGUGCUUAUGAGAUCGUGUGACUAUCUCCGAACUGUUGUAUUAAAAAAUUGUAAUAUCCUCGCUAGAAGGAUUAUAUGAUUGUAAACACCAUUGCCAACUUAAUAUUUUCCGAUCUGUAUCAGGACUGCUUGUGUGCGCCUUGCAAUGAUCUCAAUCUCCUUUAUUUUCUUGUUGAUGUAAAAAUAAAUUAGAAAGAUUGACCUGCCGCGAUCUCAACAUUGCGUUGAUUGUGAAAAGAUGAAGGCGCGGUCAUCAUGAAGAAAUUGCAUCUUUUCAAAUUGAGUAAUUCCUUGUUCUAGAUUUUUUGUUUGAUUAAUAACCUCCUAACACAUACUACUGAUUGUAUUUGUUCUUGAUAUAAGGUAAAGGUAGCUAUUACCUAAUUAGCAUUAGCUAGUUCUCGUAAAAAAAUCAAAAGUAGUAACUACAGAAUGGCGAAAACAAGGAACAACAGGAAGGCCCUCGUAACUAGGGUUCUGAUGUGCGGCGCCCUCGCUGUUUUGUGUCCUCUGUGUGAUCUUGGACAUGCCGUGCGACUGCGAGCAAGUACUGGAGCGGGCAGUAUCUAUGGAUCAACACGCUACACCUGUAGUACGUCGUCAUCUCGCUACUAGUAUGCGUCUUGCAUCUAAUUCAUUGCACCUAAUUCAUUGCACCAGUGAAUCAUGUUAGGGGAAUAACCGAUGCAACUCUUCAGUGACGUACUCGAGGCUACUCGUUGGGGUGAGGCGUGCGCGUAUUCCCUCUUCAGCAUUUUGUUGUAUAAUUCACUGAAGUAGGGUAUCAAUUUUCAUACCCGGCUCGGUUUAAGUUCGUUUUGUCCAUGCGUCUCCGGGUUAUUUUUGAAGAGAAUGAUUCGGGGGGAUCCCUAGCGUAAACCUAGGCAACCUUGUUGAGUUUCAAUUUAUUGCAUCUGCUUAAUUAAUUGCAGCAUUUGCGCCGACGACCAGCACAACUGUGUGUGAAACGAGGAGCACCGAGAAGACGAACUACACUGCUGCUCUGUUUUGACGAGUGGGGGUGGGUUUUGUGAGAUGAAUAAAAUUGUAAAGGACGCGAGUUCGUGAAGGUUGCUCUCGUGGAAAGGAGGCACGUGCACGCACCACUGGAACUAACAAGACCCAACAAAUUGGGCGAUAUUUCAACACACCACCGGCUAACUAUUGCCGAAGCGGAUGAGCGUCGUGUUUUAUGCCAGUAGCGUACCACUGUUACUGUUUGUCAGAGGACAAGCCCAGC
Molecule: messenger RNA, 1800 nt
Organism: Amoebophrya sp. A25
Lineage: Eukaryota; Dinophyceae; Syndiniales; Amoebophryaceae
Source: the annotation of a GenBank genome assembly